This is a messenger RNA of Gloeophyllum trabeum ATCC 11539, 489 nucleotides long. RefSeq lists its product as uncharacterized. The transcript has a single exon. Lineage: Eukaryota; Fungi; Basidiomycota; Agaricomycetes; Gloeophyllales; Gloeophyllaceae. The coding region runs from base 1 to 489 and encodes 162 amino acids. The record is from RefSeq and is a predicted model, not a curated record.
AUGGACAAAGCGCAGUCAAUGCGGCUAGAGUCCUGCUCACCUCCAUCUUGGUGGGAAUUUGCGGUAGACCAUGCUGUUCACGUCUACAACCGGACCCCUUUGAAGCACCAUCAAUGGCAGACUCCUUAUGAGGUCCUGAACAAGGAAGCUCCCGACAUCAAGCACUUACGUGUCUUUGGAUGCGGAGCGUAUGUCUACCUGCCUAAGGAAACCAGACCCAAUAAGUUAUCGCCUAAAGCUGAGCUGAUGACUUACAUUGGUGUCGCUGAUGGCAGCCAUGGCUUCAAGUUCAUGCGCACCAAUAAUAGUGUAGUCACCCAGCCUACUGCGCUGCUUGACGAAGCUAUGUUCCCUAAAUGCUCUAAUACAAAGCGACGGGCAAGCACUAGGCUGCAAAGUGCACCUAAACCAGAAAAUUCUGAUGAUGACUGGAUCACCGAUGACGAUGAGCCAGACUCACGUCCUCCUCCUAACUCCCAAAAGGGGUGA